AUGGGUAUGCGCUCGAUUGGGCUGCAUCCACCACCAACACUCUUCUUUUUCUUUUCCACAUUCCCGAGUAUCGCCACAGGUACUUCCUACGGGUUUUGGACCCUGAGCCGCAUGCCCGCUGACGACGUCACUCUCCCUUUAAUCGAGAAAUUUGAACCCAAAAUGAGUGACCGCCAGUACUGGCGUCCCUGGACUCUCCGCAAAUCUUUACUGAUCUCCUUCAUUGGGCUUUGCGCCGGGCUACUUGUUGCCAACGAGCUCGCCAACUUUGGCUGCAAACGACAUGGUAGCUGCCAUGUCUUUGGCUCCAGGGAAAACGGGCAUAUGCCCAAGCUCUCCACAUUUGUGUACAGGACACUCCCGGCUAUACUUGGUAUCGCUUUGGGUCUUCGGUGGUAUGCGACACAUUAUGAUAUCAUCCGGCUCGAGGCAUACUCCCAAAUGAGCUCAAAGUACGGUGCGAAAGCCUCGUGCUCACUCUUCCUGCAAUAUCCGUAUGAGUUUGUCUUUGCUCUGCCUUUCAAGGCCUUGUUGAGGGAACACUACGUUGUGGCCCUAUCGUCGUCAAUCCUCUUCAUAGUGAGCUACGGGCUCGUGCCACUGGUCUCGAAUAUGUUUGAUGAUACCGUUGGCAGCACCUCCAUCUUCGCAAACGCCAGCCGGGUCGAGUUCAACACAACGGCCCGGCAGGUACCUGCAAAUUUCACCUUCUCAGCCUACGACUUCGCAUGGAGAAGCGGCGAGCUUCCCCCAUUCACGACCGAAGACUUCUCGCUACUUCCCGUAAAGCCACUGGACGAGUUCCCGGUGUUCCACCUAGGAGAGGACUGGGCCUUCUUGACGACGCUGUACGAGGCCGAUCUUGAAUGCACCGAGGCACACCAUAUUAAUUACACCUAUAGCUACUGGCCAGACAACAAGCACCUGGUCGUGGAAAUCUUCCAGAACGAAAGCAGGAGUUCAAUUGUGAGGGCGUGCGAUGCCCUCGGCCAGGAGAGGACCGAUGAAUACAGUCUUCUCGGUACCAAUGAGUGCACGGAACUUGCAUCCUUCGUCGCGCCGUGGGCGGGCCUUUUCGGGCCUAUAGCGGAGGGGUCGACGACAUUCAUGUUUAGCUGGGCCUCUGGUUCACCAGCUGGUUAUCCAGGUGUCAGCGCCAACGUCAGCUCCCCAGCUCCACUUGAUAUGACGGCCAUCUUCUGCACGACGAAAUACUACGCUCAUACUGUCAAUGCCACCGUCUCAAUGCCCUCGGGGAGGGUGCAUCCAGACAAUGUACAUCGUAUCGGCGAACGGGAGGAGAUUGAACCUCUUAAGGGCUUCACCGAACUCAUCGCCGGAGUAACCCGACCCGACCCGAACUUGUGGUUGGAGGACGUCUUCGUGGCCAAUAGGAGUGUGCUCGGGAUUACUCCCCUCCGUUUCGGGUACCAGCCUGACAAGGUCGUGGAUCUCAAGUAUGACCUUGUGGAGAAGUUCGGGGAAGCCGCUAUACCGGUGAAUCCGAAACGUAUUGUCACCACUAGCGAGAGUAAUAUCUACAUGUCGAUGACGAACACGUUGGUGGCGUUCUCGCUGGGUGACAGGCAGAACGACACGGCGGCGCUAGGGAAAUUGCUGGAUCCAAAGGAGCUGGGGAGCUCGCUCAGGAAGGCGCUGAAACUGUGGUUUGCGUUUGCAAUGGCCGGGGAGACGGCAAGAAGCAAUGAGAGGAGCACUACUAUCCCGGUGGAGCGAAAGAUCCCACAGGUCGUGAUCACGGUCAACCGAGAUUGGUCGCUGGCAGCGAGGAUAGGACUUCCGUUGGUCGCCGUGCUGGCCGCGCUUCUCACCUAUCUCUUGGAGGGGCGCCCGUGCCAUAUAGAAGGGGAGCCAAGCUCUAUGGCCGCAGCCCUGAAGCUACUAUCCGCCAGCCCGACACUCUGUGCGGUGAUGCAGCACUCCGAAUAUCACCCGAUGAAGACGCUGAUGGAGGAACUGGACAGGAGGGGAUUCUAUUUCAGGUUGGGCCCGAACAAGGAGGGUGCCCUUCAGAUACGGGUGUUCCGUGGAGAGGGAGAGCGCGCGGAGGAGGUCCUGGAAGGGUCUGAAGAUUUGAAUGUUUUGAAAGCUCCUCUGGCCGAUGCUCAGGUGCAGAAAGACUUUGAAUGGGUAUCACCAGAUCUGAUUGCGACGGCCAAUCUUGCUCUCUUCCCCAUCUUUAUCCUGGCAUUGAUCGCCACCACGGCAUUGGCCAAGAAACGCAAUGGAUUCCCGAUGCCCGACGACCCAAGCUCGUUCUGGUCAAAGGUUUGCUUCGGCACUGUUCCCAUGAUUUUUGGGAUCACGGCCGAGGCGCUCCUCGUCAUUCUCGGAGCCACUCAGUGCAUGAUGGUCCCGUACCAGGCCCUCGUGACAAAGAAGGCAAAGUACAUCGACGCUCUCGACUCCAAGUACAAGAGUAACCCUCCGCACCUUCAGCUGCUCCAAUCGUUCAAGCGCGGCCAGUACACUCUUUUAAUCCUAUCCUUGACCAUCCUGAUCUCGAACGCCCUCCCCAUGGCUAUGAGCAGUAUCUUCUCCCAUACCCCCAACCAGCCGAGGAUUGAAAAGCUACACGACCCCUUGGUGGACAUUCCCCGUGCCCGACAGGAGAUGUUUUUCCAGCUAAACAAGAAGAUGGCCAAUCCUGACUACACCCCCUCGUGGACCACGGAGGAAUACUACAUCGACUCCCCCUUCAUCAUCGCCCCGAUUGGCGAGAACAAAACCUACGCAACGCGUGCUUUCGGGAUAGACGUCAACUGCACCGUGGUCCCGGAAAACAGGGUCACCUUCCCGUGCAGCACGAGUGCGCGGUCCACGAACGCCAGUAUUCCGUCCGACUGCGAGCCGUACCAGCGCACCGACAACGUGAUGUUCCUCAACAGCCCGUGUGGUGGCCUUGAGCUUCCCAUAGUCACCACUUGGAACGGGACCUCCGGAGACCACGCCAAGGUUGACGAAAGGUGCCCGGGUCUUAUCUUUCCCAUGUGGCUCCAGAACCAGAGGUAUACUGUGGAUAAGCCCCAUAGGAUAGCAAGGGCGCCAGGGUACAACAGGACUCUGUUCCAGUUCGGGAAAGAGGACAAGUACGACUUCAUGGUGCUGAACUGCUCCGUCGCCGACCGCAUCGCAAAUGUGGACGCCACCGUUCAUGACGGCAAGGUCAUCUCCGUGAAAAAUGAGGUUUUCGAGUCGUUCAACAAGACCACAACCCACUCUCUCGCUCACAAUUUCAUCAACGUUACGGCACGCCUUGCCAGGCAAUAUGGGGUUUAUGGAACCCACGCAAUCCAAGAUAUCAACCCACUAGUAGCUCAAGUCAACCCAAACGUAGUGCGAGGCAACGAAACCCAUGUUCCAUCCAGUGCUGUGGUGACGAAGCCCUUCGCGGACGUCCUGAAGCAGCUGUUUCCGCUGCUCCUGAGGCUGUAUGCGGAGGAGUUGUUUGGCGUCGAGUAUAUCACAGAAUAUAUCAACUACAGGGCGCACAUUAACAUCAUACCCUUUGGCGUGGCGAUGGGAGUGCUGGUGUUGGUCUUGGGUGUGGUUGUGAAUGUGUUUACAAAGCAUGCAGGGAGGGUGAUGGGACAUCUGCCAUGGAGCCUGGCGGGGAUGUAUUCCCAGCUCUAUGCGAGCAAUGCGAAGAGCGAUACGAACAGGGCUGGGAAGGGACUUGAAACAGUGGAAGAAGUGGAACUAUCGGCGGAGUAUGCAUAUGGGGAGUAUCCGAAUAAAUUGGGGAAGCAUUAUGGGGUGUAUAGGGUUGUGGACGAGGAUCUGCACCCACCCGCGGUGGAACUGGUUACUUAG
Messenger RNA from Morchella importuna, 3834 nucleotides. RefSeq lists its product as uncharacterized. The record is from RefSeq and is a predicted model, not a curated record. The coding region runs from base 1 to 3834 and encodes 1277 amino acids. NCBI's taxonomy places the organism in Eukaryota, Fungi, Ascomycota, Pezizomycetes, Pezizales, Morchellaceae. The transcript has 4 exons.